This is a messenger RNA of Tricharina praecox, 1449 nucleotides long. RefSeq names its product pyridoxal phosphate-dependent transferase. Gene Ontology annotation, molecular function: pyridoxal phosphate binding; kynureninase activity. The coding region runs from base 1 to 1449 and encodes 482 amino acids. Gene Ontology annotation, cellular component: cytoplasm. Gene Ontology annotation, biological process: NAD+ biosynthetic process. The transcript is spliced from 4 exons. Lineage: Eukaryota; Fungi; Ascomycota; Pezizomycetes; Pezizales; Pyronemataceae. The record is from RefSeq and is a predicted model, not a curated record.
AUGGACUCGACGCAAUUCGACAGCUUUCUUCGUGGUGAUCGUAUAUCCCUAGCGGAUUCCAAGUCGACGUCACUGGAGUACGCGCAGCAUCUCGACAGUAUCGAUCCCCUGCGACGCUUCCGUGACGAGUUCCUAAUUCCCUCGAAGUCGGACUUGAAGGACCCGCACCCGGAGGCGAAGCCUGUCUUGGAGCAGAAUGACGCCUCGGAUCCAUGUAUUUACCUCUGCGGAAACUCACUCGGGCUGCAACCCCGCCGCACACGCACCCUCCUCAACGAGGAGCUGAGUAUCUGGGCCACCCGCGGGGUAACCGGUCACUUCAACCAUCCACAAUCCAUGCCGUGGGUCUCGGCCUCGGAGACGGUCAGCGUGUCCAUGGCGAAAAUCGUCGGCGCCCUGCCAAGCGAGGUGGCAGUGAUGGGCUCGCUCACCGAGAACAUCCACCUGCUGCUUGCGAGUUUCUACAAGCCUUCAGGAUCGCGGACAAAAAUCGUCAUCGAGGGCAAAGCCUUCCCAUCCGACCACUACGCAGUAGAGUCGCAAAUAUCCUGGCACGGGCUGGAUCCGGCAAAGCACCUCGUGUGCAUCCACCCCAAAGCCGGCGACGGCGAGUACACCAUCUCAACAGCGCACAUCCUCCGCACGAUCGACGAGCACCACGACACGGCGGCACUCCUCUUCCUCAGCGGCGUGCAGUACUACACCGGGCAGGCGUUCGACAUCAAGACGAUCACGGCGCACGCACAGGCGCGGGGCAUAACCGUCGGCUGGGAUUUUGCCCACGCCGUUGGCAACAUCCCGCUCGAGCUGCACGAGUGGGGCAUCGACUUUGCCGCCUGGUGCACGUACAAAUACCUCUCGUCUGGUCCCGGCGGCAUGGCAGGGAUCUUCGUACACGACAAGCACGCCGCCGGCGGACGACACAGGCUCGCCGGCUGGUGGGGCCAUAAUCCGGAAAGCAGAUUCAAGAUGGACAACAACUUCGUCCCGACGCCGGGCGCAGCGGGCUACCAAGUCUCAAACCCCAGCAUAAUGUCGCUCACCGCGCUCCGCGCCUCACUAUCAGUGUUCACAGAGACGUCGAUGAGCAGUCUGCGCACGAAAUCUGUGCACCUAACCAACUACCUCGAGCACCUUCUACAGACCACCUUCUCCUCCCCCACCACACCCAGCCCAUUCAAGAUUAUCACGCCCGGCGACCCGCAGCAGCGCGGCGCACAGCUCAGCCUGCUGUUCGGAGAGGGCCUCAUGCUGCCGGUUUAUGAGCUUCUGCAUAGCCAGGGCAUCGUCGUCGACGAAAGGAAGCCGAACGUUAUCCGUGUAGCCCCGCUGCCGAUGUACAAUACGUUCGAGGAGUGCUGGAGGUUCGUGCAGGCGCUGAAGAGCGCGUUGGAGUCGGUGGGGGAACCGAAGGAAACGGAGAUAAAAGUGUAUGUCGCCAUAGUCUAG